CGUCGAACCGUCGUGGGUCACAGUCUGCUCGUACGCCGAAGCUGCGUUGUGCGAGACACACCUGUGGUCUCCUCUUUGCUGUGCAACACCAAUCUUGCCAUCGCGCUGCAUUAGCUGCCGGCCUGCACACUGCAACACUGCUGGCGGCCCACCACGCCACACCAGUCGCUAGACGCCGCCGCCGCACAUUAAGAGGCCAUGGCCUCCUUCAGCGGUCUCGCCGGCAAAGUGCGGAGCAUCACGGAGUCCGACGAGUUCGAUCUAGGAUCGAUCAGCUCGGCAUACGACGCCGGCAGAUUGAUCACGGACGCCUUCUCGACGCCGUUCUCGGACCGGGACGAGAUGGUCCGCGUCACGUUCGUGGUCGGCGCCGGCAAGGCGAACCGGCAGAAGUACGACGCAUCUUUACAAAAAUGGAUCGUGGCCGCGCUCAAGGCGAUCGAUUACGAGGACAACAAGUCGGCAUCUUGCGAUUUUGAUAGUGCGGGGUCCUUCAAGACGCAGCACGACACGGGCCGCAACCUCAUUUUCGUGCACGUCUUCCCCCGCUGCGCGAAGAAGGUUGUAGACGCCUCAAAUGAAGACGAGACGGUUGACGAACCGGCGCGGCUGUCGCGGGAGCAUUUGUUGGUUGCGGCGGAGAUGAAGACCUUCGAGCGAACGGUCGCGAAGCGGUGCCCGACGUGGUCCUGCAAGAAGCGGCUCCAAGAGAAGCUGCGCGAGGUCCGGGCGCAGUUCACUCAGAUCGACUCGAAGCUGAUGAAUCGGGAGGCGCUCGAUGACGCGGAGCAAGCUUUGUACGAGCUCGGAAGCGGCGAUGACCUUGACGGCAAGCUCAAGUUCCUGCAAAAGUCCUUGAUGGAGAUGGUGCAAAAUGGCCAGCUCACUACAACAGAAAAGACGCUUUGUUUAGAACAGAUGGACGAGCGCGCCGAGAGCGCGCCGAACGACAAGGCCAAGAAGCGCAUCGAGGAGAACCGCGAGGCGCUCUCGAAGCGGUCCGUUCUGGAUUACAAGCCUCCCAAAAUCGAGCACACGGCGGCGAUCAAAGCUUUACAAACAAAACUCGCGCCGCUCGCCGCGCUGGAGAAGCGCGGUGGAGCGCUCCUAUCCGUUGCAGAAGUGUCCAAACUGGGAGAAGCGCCUGAUUUAGAGGAGCGUAUUUCAACGUUGGAGGAGGCGUCGCGGCUCUGGUACGAGACCGACGCCGAGCUCGCGGCGCGCCUCGCGCCGCUCCGCAAGCACCUGUCCGACCUGCGGCGCAAGUCCGCGGCGCCUCAAAAGAAAGCCUCGACGGGCGGCUGGGCGACGGUCUCGUCGCAAUCAAAAAGCCGCGGCGGCGCGCGGACGGCGUCGCGCGGCAAGGCGUCGCGCUCAGGGGGGGCUUUUGCUGCUCUUGGAGAUUAACGUAUGUGUUAGACUU
Pelagomonas calceolata is the source of this 1423-nucleotide messenger RNA. Lineage: Eukaryota; Pelagophyceae; Pelagomonadales; Pelagomonadaceae. The record is from the annotation of a GenBank genome assembly.